Messenger RNA from Fonticula alba, 1662 nucleotides. RefSeq lists its product as hypothetical. NCBI's taxonomy places the organism in Eukaryota, Rotosphaerida, Fonticulaceae. The record is from RefSeq and is a predicted model, not a curated record. The coding region runs from base 52 to 1644 and encodes 530 amino acids. The transcript has 5 exons.
GCCAGGAUCCGCCCCUCAUCUCCGCCCCCCUCCCCCUGCCCUGCUGGAAGUAUGUGGUUCCUGCUCCCCGACCGGGAGUGCCCUCUCGCUGGCCUGAGCACUGGCUUGAUCCAGCCGGUGCCCGGGCGCGAUGAUGCCCGCGGUCUGUUGAUCGAUGGCACACGCGACCUGGUCCUUGGCCGAGCACACAUCGACUCGGAUGCCCUGAGUGAUGGCACCCUCCAGGGCCUGCUGCAAAAUGUCAGCCGCAGCCAGGUGGCCAUUGCCCUCGCGACUGAUGGGUCAGGCAUGACCGUCCGACAGCUAGGCCGCAACGCGGCCCUCCUGCGCCGGGCCGACUGGACUUGCGAGCUGCUGAAUCUCGGCGAAACAUCCCUCCUGCGCGACGGGGACACCCUGUGCCUGAUCGCCUCCAAGCCGACCGAGGGACACUUCCUCUUCCGAGCGGCACGCAUUCCGACGGGGGGGUUGCUGUCCGACACAGCCGAGCGUGCAUCGCCAGCCCCCGUGGCCUCGGUGGACACAUCUAUCGACCCCCCGACACUGACGACCACCAGCGAGCCCUCCACCUCCGCCACCUCCUCUUUGGCGGCGGCCGCUGCGCCCAUGCCCCGGGGCGACUUCCCCAAUCCCAUGCCCGAUCCCAGCGCCUGGUGGCAGCAUGUGGCGGCAGGCGACUUCCCCUCGAGGGCCACAGCUCAACAUGCGCUCCGCCUAGCACCCACCAGUUGGUGGGAGCGCAUCACCUGGCACGGGCUGCCAGGCGAUGCACGCGAAGUCCACAUCGUCACCCCGCCAGUGGGCCUGGCACAUGGUGGCUUUUCCGUUGUGUCAUCCGCUCGCGCCCUGGCAACUGCCAUCACCGCCCUGCCCCCGACCUCUGUCCCAACUGCCAUCAUGUUCCACAUUUUCCUGUCGCCAGGACUCGACGCGGCCGGGACCAGCCUUGAUGCCGCUGAGUGCACCCGUCUCAUGGAAUGUUGCCAGGGCGAGCAGCUAGGGAGCUCGUGUGUUUUGUCGCGCGCUUUCCUGUGCCACCUGGCUGUGGCUCUUGCAAGCCGCCUCGAUGACAGCACUGGCUCCAGCCGGCCGCGCAUCGGUAUCUCCUUCUCCACUUCGCCAGACAGCCCGCGCCCGAUUCGGGGUGCCGGCUCGUCUGGCACGCGCGACCUCAACAUUGCCCAAUAUGCCCUGCGUGUACGAGCCCUGCUGGCUCUACGUGACAACGCCCAAUCCAGCCGCCACGGGACACCUGUCUUCCUUGCAGCUGAGGCCACUUGGUUGAUGGCCAGUGUUUGCCCAUCCAUCACUCGUCGAGCUCCAGGAGCUGUGCAACGUGCGCAGCAGGCCCUGGCUGCGCGACUUCCUGAAGCAGCGGCCCCGGAUGACGUGCCCCCAGUGGUGACCGUCGCCCUGAGCCCGCAUGAGCGUCUUGCCAGCCUUGGCGGCCUAUCUCACCUGUUGCUGAUCAUCGCACCGAAUCGAAGCAAUGCCUCCACUUGGCCGCACUGUGCCGGCCUGCCAGAGGGAUCGGUCUCGCAUUCGGCCUCCGCCCACGGCAGCGCCGAGGAGGCGGCCCACAAAAGGCUUCGAGAUUGUUACACUGGCAUAAUCACGGAAUCCGUCACGUGUACCACGGAAUAAAUAUCAUUCCAACAGAAA